AUGGUUGUGUUGCUUGUCUCGUCGGCUCUGAUGGUGGUGGGGGCACAGCAAUUACUGCCAAUGGUAGACGUGGAGCCAAAAAGUAGAGAUGACAAACGUGUGUGGCGCGUUUAUGUGGCCAAUGGGUUGAGCAGUGAGAUUCUAUUUCUACACUGCAAGUCCAAAGACACUGACAUUGGGGAGCGCAACUUGGACCUUGGAGCUCAAAUCCAGUGGAAAUUUCAAGUCAACUUUUGGGGGACGACGUUGUAUUGGUGUUUCAUGCGAAAGGGUAGCGACUCGGUCUCGUUAGAUGUCUUCUGGGUUGAACGUAAGACCUCGUGGCUCCGCCCGAGGUGCGCUCCUCAAACAAUGAGUUGUAUUUGGAUAGCCAAAGAUGACGGAAUUUACAUAAGAAACCUUUCUGAAAAUGUGGAUGAGGUGAUUCAUAAAUGGAACGAGUGA
Messenger RNA from Momordica charantia (bitter melon), 444 nucleotides. RefSeq names its product S-protein homolog 1-like. The record is from RefSeq and is a predicted model, not a curated record. Lineage: Eukaryota; Viridiplantae; Streptophyta; Magnoliopsida; Cucurbitales; Cucurbitaceae.